Messenger RNA from Balaenoptera acutorostrata (minke whale), 876 nucleotides. It is a transcript of the gene PSMB11, whose product is annotated as proteasome subunit beta 11. Bases 1 to 876 code for a protein of 291 amino acids. NCBI's taxonomy places the organism in Eukaryota, Metazoa, Chordata, Mammalia, Artiodactyla, Balaenopteridae. The record is from RefSeq and is a predicted model, not a curated record. The transcript has a single exon. Gene Ontology annotation, molecular function: threonine-type endopeptidase activity. Gene Ontology annotation, cellular component: proteasome core complex.
AUGGCUCUGCAGGAUGUGUGCAAGUGGCAGGCCCCCGACACCCGAGAAGCCUCACCUCACCUGCCUCAGGCUGGUGGCUGGGCUCUGCCCCAGGGCUGGGACCCUCAAACCUUCCUGCAGAUCCAUGGCCCCAGGCUGGCCCAUGGUACCACCACCCUGGCUUUCCGCUUCCGCCAUGGAGUCAUCGCCGCGGCUGACACGCGGUCCUCCUGUGGCAACUACGUGGCCUGUCCGGCCUCACGCAAGGUCAUCCCUGUGCAUCGGCACCUCCUGGGCACCACCUCUGGCACCUCGGCCGACUGCGUCACAUGGUACCGGGUGCUACGGCGGGAGCUGCGGCUGCGGGAACUGAGGGAGGGUCAGCUGCCCAGCGUGGCCGGCGCCGCCAGACUCUUAUCAGUCAUGAUGUCGCGCUAUCGGGGGCUGGAUCUGUGCGUGGCCACUGCCCUGUGCGGCUGGGACCGUUCCGGCCCUGCCCUCUUCUACGUCUACAGCGACGGCACCUGCCUGCAGGGGGACAUCUUCUCGGUGGGCUCUGGAUCUCCCUAUGCCUAUGGUGUGCUAGAUGGCGGCUACCGCUAUGACAUGAGCACCCAGGAAGCCUACGCCCUGGCCCGCCGUGCUGUGGCCCAUGCCACCCACCGUGAUGCCUACUCGGGGGGCUCCGUGGACCUCUUCCACGUGCGGGAGAGUGGAUGGGAAUAUGUGUCCCACAACGAUGCCUGGGUGCUGUACUCGGAACUGCGGGAGCUCCCAGGGCUGGGGCCAGAGCAGGAACGGGAGGAGGAGGCCACCCCGGACAGAGCCGGUGAAGGCGGAGGACCGUCUGUGGCGCCAGCCCCGGGGGACUCGAGGAUGCCCACAGAGACGCUGUGA